AUGGAGAUGUGUAUACCAAAGCUGUGCACCUACCCCGGAGAGCCGGCCAACGGCAGUUCAGCAGUGAACUUCACCUGCAACACCGGGUACAGGCUGGUUGGAAAUCCUCAAAUUCAAUGUGUGAUUAAAAAUGGGGUUGUUACAUGGGACAGAGAUAUUCCCAUCUGUGAGCCAAUACCAUGUUCACCCCCUCCAAAAAUAGCUAAUGGAGAGCACAGUGAGGCUGACAAAGAGCUCUUUGAAUACGGAGCAUCUGUCACUUACUGGUGCCACACUGUCAGAAGGGGAGAGAGACCUUUCUUGCUGGUGGGAGAUGCCUCAAUCUACUGUACAACCACAGAUAACAUAAACGGUGUCUGGAACAAGCCGGCCCCGGAGUGCAAAGUGGUUAACUGUGAGCAGCCGCGCGUGGAGAAUGGGAAGCUGGUGAGCGGGUACCGGCCCGAUUACACCUACAGAGACACUGUCAUGUUCGACUGCAACGUCCGCUACACCAUGAAGGGCAGCGAUACCUCCACGUGCAAAGACAACGGCCUCUGGGACCCUCCGCUGCCGCUCUGUCAGCUCAGCAGCUGUGACAACCCUCCAGAUGUGUAUAAUGCUGCUAAAACAAAACUCGCUGGCAAUUUGUUUCCUGUGGACACUGUCAUUACCUACGAGUGCAGGGAGGGCCACCAGUUCAGCCCGGGAGAAACCACACGGCACAUUAAGUGUCUGCCGGAUUUUACGUGGACCGAAACUCCACAGCCUUGUGAAAGAAUUCGUUGCCCAAAUCCAGACGUCAAGAACGGAAAGUUAUUAAAUGUAUGGGAAGAGAAAGACAAUUAUGUGUAUGGAGACAGCCUGGAAAUUACAUGUAAUGAUGGCUACGCUUUCAAAGGUCAUAGCAAUAGCGUUGUGCUUCGGUGUACAAGUGAUGGUAGAUGGGAUCCGGCAGUACCGGAGUGCACGCCAGAACCUCGUUGCCCAAAGCCAGAUGCUGCUCAUAGAAGAGAGAUUUAUAAAAGCAAAAAUGACUACUCAGUUGGGACCCAACUGACGCUGGCGUGUGAUUUGGGCUAUGCCCUCAGGGGCCAUGACUCGACCGUGUGUCAGGCUGAUAUGAGCUGGGCUCCCCCGUUACCAUUUUGUGAUAAAGCCUGUGACCCCCCUCCGCAAAUCACCAACGGGCAGCACUCUGGCUUGGGACGGAAGCAGUUCCCCUACGGUGCAGAGGUGACGUACAGCUGUCUGGAGGGUCUGUCCCUCAUUGGGGAUGAGUCCAUCUACUGCACCUCCGACGAUGGGGUGAACAUGGCGUGGAGCGGACCUGCCCCGGAGUGCAGGCGUGAGUCGUUUCUCCUGUACGGGAUCAGACUGAAGCCAGGACCUGGGUUCAAUGCUGGAGCUAAGCCCCAGCUCUUGGUUCGGUGCCCCAAGCCCGCAGUCGAGAGGGGAAGGAUGACUCCGCAGAGGUUCACGUUUCCCUACGGAGCGGCCGUGCGGUUCUCCUGUGACGAAGGCUUCGUGCUGCAGGGCGAUGCCGAGAGCCGGUGCCUGGCCGACGGCGCCUGGCACCCUCCCCUGCCCACCUGCCAGCCAGUUCGGUGUCCCCAGCCUUCGCAACAGGAGGACCUAGUGAUUCGCUCUCCUAAAUUGUGGUACGAGGUGAAUGAAACUCUGCUGUUCUACUGCAGACGUGAUGUCUAUCGAUCAAAAAGUCGUGAUACCUGUGAGAAGAUCCUUCGCAACAGGGAAACUUUCCAGUGUGGGGUUCCUCUGACAGAACUGAAAACUCUGCUGGAAGUCCAGAAACUCUGCUUCCCCUUCCCCGGCACGCUGCAGCGGGCUCUCGGCAGGGAGAGGCUCUCGCCUUCCCACGGCGCUGGCCCGGCAGCUCCCUGCACCAUGCGGGUGCUUCUCCGCUGGCUGGGGCAGCUCCUGGCAGUGGUGGUGCUUGUGCUGCAGCCGGCUGGGAGUCUCGGGGUUCAGUGUCCCGUCCCAGAUAUCGCACACGGGCAGCUGAAACCUGCACAGAACUUCACCUCCGGCAGCAUGGCCGUGCUCCAGUGCGACGCUGGCUACGUCCCCGUGGGUGCCACCACCACUGUGCGGUGCCUGGGAAACGGCAGAUGGUAUCCGCGGGUGCUCGCCUGCACCCUAGAGGCGCAGUGUCCCAGCCCAGUUCUCCGCCAUGGGAGAGAGGUCAGCCCCAGGAAAGCUGAAUACACCUUUGGGCACCAGGUGGAAUUUCAGUGUGACCCCGGCUAUGUGCUGAGGGGCAGCCAGAGGAUCCAGUGCUGGUCUGACGGGACGUGGAGACCCCCCGUGCCGUACUGCGACCAGGUUUGCGGUCCCCCUCCAAAAAUCACCAACGGGCAGCACUCUGGCUUGAGAAUGGAGCAGUUCCCCUACGGCUUAGAAGUAAAGUACAGCUGUCUGGAGGGUCUGUCCCUCAUUGGGGACGAGUCCAUCUACUGCACCUCUGAUGACGGGGAGAACCUGACGUGGAGCGGACUUGCCCCGGAGUGCAGGCUGGUUCGGUGCCCCAAGCCCGCAGUCGAGAGGGGAAGGAUGACUCUGCAGAGGUUCACGUUUCCCUACGGAGCGGCCGUGCGGUUCUCCUGUGACGAAGGCUUCGUGCUGCGGGGAGAUGCCGAGAGCCGGUGCCUGGCUGACGGUGCCUGGCACCCUCCCCUGCCCACCUGCCAGCCAGGUGACUGUGGGCCCCCACCUCUCAUGAACUACUCCAGACCAUCCAGCGACGAGCACGCCAGCAGCUUCCCCACUGGAUCCAGGGUGACAUACACAUGCCUCGAAGGCACCAUCAAAAUCCCCGGGAGGUCGGACACGGUGGAAUGCCUGCCCGGCGCACGCUGGUCAAAGCUGCCCGAGCCCUGCGGCCGGAGCUGUGCUGCCCCGACAAGGUUGCGGUUUGCUGCCCUGUCCAAGGCGGACGAGAGGAUUAAUUUUUUUCCUGUUGGGACCAACGUGAGCUACGUCUGCCGCCCCGGCUACGAAAACACCUCGGAAAGUUCCCCCACCAGCACUUGCCUUGAAAACCUGGCGUGGUCGGAAGCCGCUGAGCUGUGCAGGAGGAAAUCCUGUGGCGACCCGGGAGCGCUGCCCGGGGGCAGGAUGGUCGUUCUCACAGAUUUCCAGUUCGGUGCAAGAGUGAACGUGUUCUGCGAAGACGGCAACGGAAAGCACGAUAGUGAAGGUAUAGAAAAAUUUGCUUAUAACUCAACAGUGACUUACAGCUGUGACUCUGGCUUCCAACUAGUUGGAAAUGUGAGCAUCCGUUGUACGAGUAUGGACAAAACAAACGGAGUCUGGAGCGGAGCUGCGCCUGAAUGCACAGGUGCCCGUGGAAAUGCCAUCCAGCCGCCUAAGAAGGCUUCCAGGCAGGAGAUGAAGCUCAACCUUUAUAAAAAGUCACUCCAAAAUACCAUCUCCUUCUCCCAUUCUUCUUCUUUCUCCAGGACACCAGGUGACUGUGGGCCGUUGCCAGAUAUAAGCCACGCGGAGCCCCCAGAGGAUAUUAAACACGAGGAAAGCUUCAAAGUCGGCUUCAAAGUAACGUACAGAUGCCUUACCGGUUAUAUGAAACGCCCCACGCUAUUAGAUACGAUACAGUGCCUCGGAAACUCCCAGUGGUCCAACCUCCCCGAGUUUUGCGGUCGUAGCUGUCCCAGCCCCGUGCGUGUGCAUUUUGCUAAAGUAUCAGAAGAAGAUGAAACGCAGAAUUUUUAUCCUGUUAAUAUCACGGUGAAGUACGUUUGUCGCCCAGGCUAUGAGAACACCACAGACCAGCUCCCCACCAGCACUUGUCUUGACAAUUUGACGUGGUCAGAGGUUCCCAAGCUAUGUCAGACUAUUCCCGAUGGGAAGCACAACAGCAGCAGUACAAAGGAGUUCAUGUACAGCUCGGUUGUGAUGUACACGUGUGACCCUGGGCUCCAGCUCGUGGGAAAUGAAACUCUUCGUUGUACAACGGAGAACAGCAUCGAUGGUGUCUGGAGCGGGUCUCCUCCCGAAUGCAGGGUUCUCCUAGUAGCCCUGGGAAUUCUAGCUGGGAUCAUCACAAGACGGAAAGGCAAGAAAAAGCACCACACGACAAGUUGCCACGUGUGUCCCACCUGCGAAGAGCGGCUGCACGCUGCCCUGGCCCCCUGCGCCGAGCCCGCGUGCCACGGCUGCGCCACCUGCGAGGACUGGCUGCGCGCCCAGCCCGGCACACCGCGCACCUACUCGGUCUCCAGCAUCGGCAGUGGGGAGAGCCGAAGCCCUGCAGGCACGAGCUCUCCUGCCAAAGCUGCAGAUGUGCAGGGUGACGGCACAGCAGAAGCUGUUCUGGAGCAGAGUGAGGCAGAGCCGCCCAUGGACCACGAAAGCAACCAUCACGUCUGUCCCACCUGUGAGAACUGGCUGCGCGCCCACCUUGGCCAGUGCGAAAGCCGUCCUGCGGCGCCUGGGGAGCGGCCGGGGGAGCCCCGCCGGCAGGACAAGGGCCCACAGGGUCCCGUCUGCCCUCCCUGCGCCGACCGGCUGCACCUCUCCCUUGUCCACAGCGACACGGCGGGCUGCCCCGUGUGUCCCCUGGCCGGGGAGGGGACCCUGGCUCACCUCGUCCCCCACCGCAGCCCCGGCUGCCACGUCUGCCCCGUCUGCGCGGCGCCCACCCACGCGCACCUGUGCCAGCGCCGGCACCAGGCACCCGACGCGGACCUCCUGUUCGGGGCGACGAUAAGCUUCAGCUGUGACAUGGGGUACCGAUUAGUUGGGAAGCUGUCUGUACAAUGUAUACUUAGAGGCAAUGAAGUUACUUGGGAUAGCAUUCCACGCUGUGACACAUUCUCGGUGGAGCUGGGAAUGAAAAUGAAAUACCAAGGAGGAUCUGUGGAUGUUGGCAGCAGCUCUGUAGUCAGAUCGUUAUUCACUGUUUACCACCUCCUGAGAUCAUGA
Messenger RNA from Nipponia nippon (crested ibis), 4944 nucleotides. Lineage: Eukaryota; Metazoa; Chordata; Aves; Pelecaniformes; Threskiornithidae. The record is from RefSeq and is a predicted model, not a curated record.